AUUUGUGUGUGUGAGUAUCAUUGCAUAAAUUGCUCAAUAGUCAGCUGAAUAGAUCGUCGAUUAAAAGCACAGUCGAAGAGCAAAGACCGAAUCGAAGAAUCGUGUGCUCAUUUUUAAUGAAUGUUUAUUCAUGUGAUUCUGGUAGUGAUAAUACGAUAACUAGAGUGAAAAAUAUCAGUUCAUGAAGUGAUUAGUCGAAAAGAACCUCAGUGACCAUAUUUUAUUUCCUAAGCCGUUGACCUAAGGUUAUAAGUCUAAAAACAAAUGAACCCGGUACUUUCUAAAGUCAUGAGUGAAGUGAGCGACGAUUAAAAUUUACGAGUAACGGUCACUUCGAUACCCAGUGAUUCUAACCCAUGCACGGUCGCAGUCCAGCUCCAACUCGCAAAAAAAAUAAUUGAAUCAUGGCGAGUUGUAGAUUGUUCGGUGCCCUCACCCGGUUUUCAAGACUACAAACAACCGCCGUAAAUAGAUCAGCACUUCAUCAGCCCCUCAGAUGUUUUUCUACGACGAUAUCUAACAAAAAACACGCAAAAUGCAAGAUUGUACAAGAAGUCGCUGUUAUCACGCUCGACUCACCUGGUGUCAAGGUGAAUUCCUUGAGCCAAGAAGUCAUCGCCGAGAUGGAUGGUCUGUUGAAAGAAAUUGCAGUUAACCCUGCAGUAAAAUCUGCUGUUCUUAUCAGUGGUAAGCCAGGAUGUUUUAUCGCUGGGGCAGAUAUAAGCAUGUUGCAGUCUUUGAAAGACGAAGAAAGCAUCUACAGGCUAUCAAGAGAUGGUCAAAGAAUUCUAGGGGGCAUUGAACAGAGCCAAAAGCCUGUUAUAGCUGCGAUUCAAGGCUCCUGUUUAGGUGGUGGCUUAGAAGUUGCUCUAGCUUGUCAUUACCGCAUAGCUGUUAAAGAUAGUAAAACUGCUCUUGCUGUGCCAGAAGUUAUGUUAGGGCUUCUACCAGGUGGUGGUGGAACGCAAAGAUUGCCACAGCUGAUUUUUCUUCCCGAUGCUCUGGACCUUGCACUUACAGGAAAGACAGUUAAAGCAGACAAAGCAAAAAAACUUGGACUUGUUGAUCUUGUCGUAGAUCCUCUUGGGCCUGGUAUGGCCACCGCAGAAGAAAAUACGGCUCGAUACCUUGAAGAAACUGCAAUCCAGGCUGCCAGAGACAUAGCUAAUGGAAAGUUAAAAGUAGACCGAGCUCCCAAGUCCCUUGUGCAAAAAAUAACGAAUAAAUUAUUCACAUUCGACCUAGUCAAAGACCAAAUAUUUAAGAAGGCAAGAGCUCAGGUCAUGAAGGCCACUGGGGGGUUAUAUCCUGCACCUUUAAAGAUUCUGGAAGUAAUUCGCGUCGGGAUUGACAAGGGGCCAAUUGCUGGCUACGAGGCUGAAGCUAGGGGAUUCGCACAGCUCGGCGUGACCCCACAGAGCAAAGGGCUCAUUAGUCUCUUCUUUGGACAAACUGCAUGCAAGAAAAACCGAUUUGGAACACCAAAAAGCACGAUAAAGACUGUAGCGGUUGUUGGGGCUGGUCUUAUGGGAGCAGGCAUCGCGCACGUUACCCUUGACAAAGGUUACAAUGUCAUUUUGAAGGACACAAAUGAAGUAGGACUCUACAGAGGUGUUGGCCAGAUCCAGUCAGGUUUUGACAAAGCCGUUAAGAGGAAACGUUUUUCUGCUGUACAAAGAGACAUAUUUCUGUCAAAACUGAACGAGACCUUGAGUUACGACGCUUUCAAAAAAGCUGACGUUGUAAUCGAGGCCGUGUUCGAAGACAUCACUAUUAAGCACCGUGUCAUUAAGGAAAUCGAGGCAAAUACUCCAGAGCAUUGUAUUGUUGCAACCAACACCUCUGCGAUUCCUAUUGGAAAAAUUGCUGCUGGCAGCGGAAGACCUGACAAGGUCAUUGGAAUGCACUACUUUUCACCCGUAGACAAAAUGCAACUAUUGGAAAUAAUCACUCACAAAGGGACAUCCCAAGAGACGAUAAAAACUGCCGUCGACCUUGGUCUUAAACAGGGAAAAGUCGUUAUCACUGUUGGUGAUGGACCUGGAUUCUAUACUACAAGGAUUCUCAGCGCCAUGUUGUCUGAGGCAAUCAGAUUAAUGCAGGAGGGUGUUGAUCCCACUGACCUCGAUACGCUAACGAGAACCUUCGGAUUCCCUGUCGGAAGUGCCACUUUAGCCGAUGAAGUUGGAAUAGAUGUAGGCUCGCACAUUAGUGUAGACUUGAACAAAGUUCUCGGAGAAAGAUUCCAGGGUGGAAAUGUCAACAUUAUGGGUGACAUGGUUAAGGCUGGAUUCCUCGGUCGGAAAUCUGGCAAAGGUAUUUUCGUGUAUGAAGCACAUUCGAAACACAGAGACGUAAACCCUGGAGCUCUGGCAAUACUGAAGAAUUACUCUUUGGAACCAAAAGGUAGCGUGGAACCAGAGGACCGACAGCUGCGAUUAGUUUCUCGGUUUGUAAACGAGGCUAUUCUAUGCUUAGAAGAGGGCAUUCUAGCAAGUCCACUCGAAGGAGACAUAGGUGCAGUAUUUGGAUUAGGUUUCCCUCCAUUUACCGGCGGCCCUUUCCGAUGGGUAGAUCAAUAUGGCGCUAAAAACCUCGUAACAAAAAUGACUGAGUUCCAAAGCCAUUAUGGUGACGCUUUCAAGCCAUCGCAAACACUUCUAGACAUGGCAGCUGAUUCCUCGAAGAAAUUUUAUCAGACAUAAAUCGCUAAUUCGGAAAACAAAAAGGUAAACAAAAAACUCGUGUGAGUAAUCGGAUGUAGCCCAUAACCGAGCAAUUUUUUCAAAACAAUCUAACAAUUUGAUGAGUCUGAAAAAUGGGCAACAAUUAUACCCGAUUGCACUUUACAACAGACAACUGAUGAUAUGCAUAUAGACAUAUAUAUUCUAUUUUUUCUCAAAUUAUUACGAGUCUGUUAUUUACAAUACAAUCGUCGAUAAUAAUAUACAAUUACUAUAAGUGUAGCAAGUAUAUUUUUUGACCGAUGUUGUGCGUUACUCAUAAUAAUAGCAAAAGCAUUCAUGAUGAUGUUUAAUAAAUUAUCUACAUUAAUAUUGAAUGCUA
Messenger RNA from Athalia rosae (coleseed sawfly), 3066 nucleotides. RefSeq names its product trifunctional enzyme subunit alpha, mitochondrial (gene Mtpalpha). Lineage: Eukaryota; Metazoa; Arthropoda; Insecta; Hymenoptera; Athaliidae. The transcript is spliced from 11 exons. The record is from RefSeq and is a predicted model, not a curated record. Gene Ontology annotation, cellular component: mitochondrial fatty acid beta-oxidation multienzyme complex; mitochondrion. Gene Ontology annotation, molecular function: enoyl-CoA hydratase activity; NAD+ binding; long-chain (3S)-3-hydroxyacyl-CoA dehydrogenase (NAD+) activity. Gene Ontology annotation, biological process: fatty acid beta-oxidation. The coding region runs from base 405 to 2705 and encodes 766 amino acids.